AUGAUUUUUUCUCAUUUGUUUGAAUUUACGGAUCCAAACGAUGAAGAUAAACGGACAGUAUUUCGCGGUCCAUUUCUUGCUGAUCGUUGGUGGGAUCGAAUGGUUGUUAGUGGGAAUGACUUAGAAGUAGCGUUACCAGUUCCGGAUGGUCGUUUACGGAUUAAUCCGGAUCCUGGACGUCUUCGACAAUACUAUCCACAUUUUAAUAGUAUGACUAUUAUUUGUGCACAGCAAGUAGAUGGUACAUUAAUCGAAACGGAUGUCAUAGUUAACGUGGAUACGCUUGUUGAAGAUCCGAUUGAUGAAAAACCGGAAUGCUUGUUUAGCACGCAUUUUUCCGAACUACAAAAACAGGAAUGUACAACAAAGUAUCAUUCUUUUCAAGAGCGUCGCCAAGAUGAUUACGGUAAAAUGGAUUAUCGUUAUCGUAUUCGUGACUAUCAACCAAUACCAACAAAUUUUCAUCCGAUCAUAAAAUCAGAAUAUAAUUUGAAAAUUGAUAUCGGUUAUGAACAAUGGUCUUGUUGUACGGCAUGUUGUUGUACCAAGAAAGUUUGCCGUCGAGAAUUUGCUCUCGACAAGGAUGAAUGCAGAAAAUUGGAAAGUUACCGUUCUCGCUUAGCUUACAUGUCAUUUUUUAAAAUCGAUCCACUGAAAAAGUUAAAUGUUUCAUUGAAUGUUUCGGAUCAUAUCGAUUACAUGAACGAGGUGAUAAUGACAUUUGACAAAUACCUUAGUUCAGAGCCAUACUUCACUCUCGGUAUUCCUCUCCAUUCUACCUUAAUAAUCACUGAUGCUUAUUGGAGGAAAUUACGACAUCAUCUACUUGAUCAGAUGUUAGGCAAAAACGAUGCGGUAAAAAAAAUGAAAGGUCGCUUGGGAUUAUUUGUUGAAUCAGAGAAUUGCGACGAUUCAGAACAAAAAAUGGAUUGUGACGUUCUCGAAAAGUGUCGCCAAGAUGCCCAACAAAUGCGAAUUAUUAGCGGUAAAAUGCGCCCAAUGAAAAUUGCCAAACCAUUUAAAAAUAAAUUUGGUGGGUGCAAUACGGAAUUAGCUGCCGAAGAAAUCAGUAUAAAUGCUCUUGAAAAUUACGGAACAUUAAAACUUGGCUAUAAUUAUUUAAUUCGUAUCAAUAAAACAAUUUUUGGAGCAGUCACCAAAGUGAUUUGGAAAACAGGAUCUUAUCAGAUUCCAGAUUACAAUCAUCAAUUACCGUGCUCAUUACAACGUGUUGCUGUUGCACCGAAUAAAAAAGACCUUCUGAUCAUUGGUGCCCGUAAGGAUGAUACUCGAUGGCCAUAUGUUGGAAAGGCAACUUUGAGUGAAGAUGGUAGCGAAACAUUUUGCAAAAUCAUACUUAAAUUUGUGAGGCCAGACAUAGAUGAUCCAAUGACGACAACAUGGACUGUUAUUAUUCUUUGUUAG
Molecule: messenger RNA, 1425 nt
Organism: Acanthocheilonema viteae
Lineage: Eukaryota; Metazoa; Nematoda; Chromadorea; Rhabditida; Onchocercidae
Source: the annotation of a GenBank genome assembly